Molecule: messenger RNA, 1484 nt
Organism: Limulus polyphemus (Atlantic horseshoe crab)
Lineage: Eukaryota; Metazoa; Arthropoda; Merostomata; Xiphosura; Limulidae
Product: restin homolog
Exons: 7
Coding region: 297-1472 (391 amino acids)
Cellular component (GO): endoplasmic reticulum membrane
Source: RefSeq, a predicted model, not a curated record
GUUUCUUUGGUGGGUUCUGCAUUGCGUUGUUUGUAGUGAAUCAUCUAAGUGGUUCGUCAUCUCUCGCACACUUGGCAUAUAAUACUAGACGGCAAAGAAUUUAUCCCAUUUUCCUGGGUGUUGGCUUUUGCCGGUUGUAGUUAUUACAUUCCAGUUGCCUGGGCUUUGGUUUCUUGUUUAUCUUCUUGCAAAACCUUUCAUAUCAUGGAUUGUUAAGAGAAGAUCAAUCUUCUUGAGAAUGUGUAGUACUGUGGUCCUGUACUUGAUCUUUUACUAGGCACUUCUGAUUAUUGGAAAUGGAUAUAGAGACUGGGUUGAUUUGUGCUGGUGUCUGUGUUCUCUCUGGUGUUGUCGUGUACUUCAUAUCCAUAUUUGGAAUUAGACAAAGAACAUUUGAAGAAGCUGUUGAGGAACAGCUAAAAAAGGGUAAAGAGGACUAUGAACUCAAUGUUGAAAAAUCUCCAAGAAAAGAGAAAAAGUACAAAAAAUGGGGUCGCAAGCAUAAAGAUAAAGAUGAGAAAGGAGCAUCUAUUAAAAAUGAACUUUUAGAUGUUGGCCAUCUAGAUGAUCAAGAUAGAUUUAUAGAAAAUUUUGAAACACUUGCAAGCUGUCUGAAUGAUCGUAACUCCUCUCUUGUUAAUGAAGAUGAUAGUGAUUCAUGUGGUAGACAUCAAGAAGAAGCCAUGGAGUUAAAACAACGAAGAGUUUAUCAUGAUACACCAAGAACUGAUGCAGAUAAUUGUAGUUUUGGAGAAGAAGAGAGUCUUAACACAGAAGAAACAUGGGAAUCAAAAGCCAAAGAUAUGAAAACCCAGACUGUAGCAUCUCAUUUUAUCAUGCAGACACCUCUUAAUGAGUGUGUGAAACAACAAGUUGAAAACUUGGGAAAUGGAGUUGUUGAGGAAGAAGUAAUCAUGACGGCCGAAAGGUUGCUACACAUGUUAGAAAACAUGUCCCUGACUGAUGAAGAAAGUCAGAUGUUGAUGGAUGUUCUAGCAAGCAAACAGAGUGGAAUUUCAGAAUGGACUACAGUUCAGAAAAAUGAUCCUGUAGCUAUGCUUAAGCGACAACUUGCAGACAGGGAGAAGCAGUUGGAUAUAGAACAAACACGUGCUGAGGCAGCUAACAGCAAGAUGCAGGAGCUAAAGGAGGAACUUAGUAGAGAAAAGUCUCAUUUUAUGACAGUUGAAAAGUCUCUCCAAGAAAAAGUGAAUCAGCUGGAGAGAGAAAACGAAGCUUUAAAGUUUAGCAUCCAGCAGUCUUGUGAACAACACCAGGAAGAAACUUCCCUGCUCCAGUUGGAAAUUGAGCAGAUGCAAUCAAACUUGCAGGGAGAACAAGCUUUAAUAAUAAAGAAACUACAAGAAGAAAAAGAUCACCUGAAGCAAGCCUUGGCAAACUUAGAGGCAGCGAAACCUUAUAUUUUCUCUACCAUAACACCAACGGAGUCGAUGAUUUGGUUGAUCUCAUAAAUACCAUGAAAA